Messenger RNA from Trichoderma atroviride IMI 206040, 1246 nucleotides. NCBI's taxonomy places the organism in Eukaryota, Fungi, Ascomycota, Sordariomycetes, Hypocreales, Hypocreaceae. The record is from RefSeq and is a predicted model, not a curated record.
CAGUAAAGAAUUAUCAGAAAAAUGCCCUACUCACUGAAAGGAAGAAAUGUUCUGGUCACCGGAGGCUCUAGAGGUCUUGGGGCCCUCAUCUGUAAGAAGUUCGCUGAAGAAGGAGCCAAUGUCGCGAUCAAUUAUAUCUCCAAUUCAGCAGCAGCUGAAAAACUGGCCGACACUUUGACAAAGGAUUAUUCCAGCAAGACAUUUGUCAUCCAAGGCGACGCCGAAAAACGAGAAGACAAUGUGCGCGUUGUUCAAGAAACAGUAAAAAAUCUUGGCGGACUCGACAUUAUUAUCGCAAAUGCCGGAUGGACUAAGCUGAGCAAGUUUGGCGAUCUCCAUGCCUUGAAUGAUGACGAGUGGAACAAGUGCUGGGCAGUCAAUGUCAUGUCUCACCUGCAACUCAUGCAAGAAGCCGCGCCAAUCUUCAAUGCGAAUCCCGAAGGAGGUGUCUAUCUGAUUACUUCUUCCAUCGCAGGCAUAAGCAAUCGUGGUAGUAGCAUGGCCUACUCUGUUACAAAGGCUGCUGGACUGCAGCUCAUGAAGAACCUCGCAUUAACACAAGGGCCCAAGAUUCGAGUGAAUGCUAUUCUCCCUGGUCUUAUGCUUACUGAAUGGGGCCAACGUUUUGGGCCAGAAAUGAUUGAAAAGGUCAAAAACGCAUCCACACUGAAGCGCGAGACUGAUCUCGACGACACUGCCGACGUCUUCAUUCACGCGGCUAAGAAUACGUCCAUGACUGGCCAAGAGAUUGUUAUUGAUUCGGGCCUCGUUAUGGGAACGUAAUGGAAUUAAGUAGAAAAAUGGGUUCCCAAUUCACGAAGACUGUGUUGCAGCUCAAAGCCAUACGUGAAGCACUACCCUAACUGAAACCAAUUCUGUCCCAUCCUGCGAUCAUGAGGCAAUUCAGCACCAGAAUUCUCAAGCAUCACAACAGUUGGGCGAAUGGUCUAGUGGUAUGAUUUUCCCUUAGCAUCUUUCUCCGUCUCAAGAGUACUUGAGAGGGACCCGCUUGGGAGAGGUCCGGGGUUCAAUUCCCCGUUUGUCCAUUUUUUGCCUGUUAUAACCUUUUGACCUGGAUUUUCUUCUUCUUAAGUUUGUUUCUGUACAUACUUUGGGGUCGUGGGAACGGUGAAGCCGAUAUUUUGCAGUUCGAAUGCUGCGGCGUCAUACUUCAGUCUUUUUUUUACCGAGCUGAUCUGAACGUAACGCGCAUGGUCCCUUUCACAUUUUUGGGCACAACUUAUUG